UUUUUUUCUUUACAUUUUAGUAACUAAUUAACCAUCGUUAAACCAAGUUGUGUUUUAUGUUUAUUUUUUCUAUCUCUUAAGAAUAUAUUUUUUAUAGUAAUACAUUUUGAUUUUCAAUGCCAUUAAAAAAAUGAACUUACAAAAAACUAGCAAUGACAUUUCUUCAUUAGUUUCUUUAGUACGAAACAAAUCAUUCCCAACAUAUCCGGAAUACAUUACAUUUACAUCCAGAUUAAAAACGUAUGAUAUAUUACCAUCAAAAAUACCUCAAAAUAAAUAUUUAUUGGCUGAUUGUGGUUUCAUAUACAGAGGAGUAAAAGACGUUGUAGAAUGUUUUUCCUGCGGACUUGUCUUACACGAUUGGAAAAAAGAUGAUAUACCAUGGAUUGAACACUCGAGACAUAAUCCGGAAUGUGUAUAUGUAUUAUUAUCAAAAGGAAAUCACUUUGUUGAAUAUGUAAAAACCAAAUGCGGAAAAGCUAAAUGUAAUUGUGAAAUUGAAUCAUAUGAUACCACUUGUUUGAUGCAAAUUAAUUUGAAGCAUACUGAAACGGAAAGGGUAAAAUUAUAUUGUUUGAUAGAGAUGGUAAAUUAUGUGCGACUAUAUUUUUUUAUUAUUUGACACCGAAUAUAAUAUUUUUAUAAAUAUGCUAAUUAUUAUAAUGAGAUCACACCGUUCUAAAUCAAAUCAAAAUUAUGAUUAUUAUUUCAUAAGACGGAAAUAAUAUGUAGAUUAUUAUAAUGAGAUCACACCACUCUAAAUCAAACCUAAAUUAUAAUAAUUAUUAUUUCGAAAAGUACCGAGAGUAAAUGUGCCGUAUCAUAUCAUUCACCUCACACUGCUCAGCACAUAGACGACACACGGAAAUUUUUUAAUAUUUCAACUUUUCAAAGAACAUUGUAAGUAUAUAUCAUUA
Messenger RNA from Aphis gossypii (cotton aphid), 917 nucleotides. RefSeq names its product death-associated inhibitor of apoptosis 1-like. Bases 131 to 622 code for a protein of 163 amino acids. The record is from RefSeq and is a predicted model, not a curated record. The transcript is spliced from 3 exons. NCBI's taxonomy places the organism in Eukaryota, Metazoa, Arthropoda, Insecta, Hemiptera, Aphididae.